UCUCGUUUCGCCUUGAAAUGCUAUAAAAUAUGUUUUUUUUUUCAAUAUUUCCAAUUUACAUGUAUACGUAAUUUUAUAAUCUACCUCGUGCUAUUCAAUUUGUGAUAUAUGUAACCUACAAUACAUACAAAAACUCUAAUAGAAGUUAUACCUUAUUCAAAGUGCCAAGUUGUUUUUAAAAACGUCGAUGUCCAUUACACUCCAAAUUUCCGUAAGUUUAAUUUUUACGUACCCGGUGUUGUUGUUAGACCAUUGGUACACGUGUACAAAACCUGAUGUUUACUCUUAUUACACAAAGGACUAUGGCCAGAUCUGUCGAAGACAUGGAUAUACUGAACUAAACGAGUCAGACUUGGACAUUUCUGUUACUAAUUCGUAUGAGGAUGAAGAUAUGGCAAGUAACUCAGGAUUGAAUGGAUUGUAUCGGCCCAGAAGUGCACUGGCCCGAGCCUUGUAUGAGAAACAACAGAAUGAUAGACACCUGCAAGAGUUUGAUCAGAAUGAGUGGUAUCGAGUCGACAAAAGCCGUUUGAGCCCAGAGUUACAAGAGAAGUUUGUCCAGCUUGAACCCGACCAUGAGACGAAGGAAUUCCUCUCAUCCUCGAUUGAUAAAUCCUCGUGGGUGUGGACGCAGAUCUGGUACCUGCUGGCUAAAGCGGUACUGAAACACUUUUGGACCAUCACAGACAUCAAUGGAUGGUUGGGCCGAGGCUCAAUGUUCGUGCUGUCCGCAGAGCAGGCACGCACGCUGCUGGGAGCGGCCAAGCGGGGCUCCAACAACGCGGGGUCGGUGGUGGAUAUCGGCGCUGGCGACGGGGAGGUCAGCCGCCGCUUCGCGCACCUCUACACCAACAAGUACGCGACGGAAAUAUCGGGCUGCAUGCGUAAGGCGCUCAGCAGUAAAGGCUUCACGAUACUCGACACCGAGGACUGGUGGCGGGAACAGCGCUUUGACUGCGUGUGCAUGUUGAACCUGCUAGACCGCUGUGCCAAGCCGCGUAGCAUGCUGCAGCAGGCCAAGGCUGCCAUCGCACCUGACGGAGUUCUACUGCUCGCCCUGGUUCUGCCGUACAAGCCAUAUGUAGAAGUUACAUCAGACCACAAACCCGAAGAGCGUCUCCCGAUACAAGGCGUCAACUUCGAGGAGCAAGUGGCAUCCUUCGUACAAAUUAUGCGGGAUGAAAUUGGGUUCGAGCUAGCCGCUUGGUCACGCGCACCCUACCUUUGUGAGGGGGAUUUCGCGCAGGCGUACUACUGGCUAGACGACUCUGUGUAUGUCUUCACACCCUCGCGCACUUGAAAAAUGGUCCUGAAAUUGAGAUUUUAUAUGGUCUGCGUUUUCAUUAAAGCAGAAACGAGCGGGGCAAUGAGGUGAUAGAUUUAUCACGCCAUCUCCCAAUACUCUGAUUGGUCCAAUCAUACUCACGUCUGGUGCGCUUAUUUCCGCUAAGUCGAAAACGCACCAUAACAAAUAAAUAAGGAUGCCUCACCACUCUGCAAAGCGGACUGGAGAUGUGCAGUUUUUUAUCCUGUCAUUUACUCCGAAUUAACGGAGUGGUCCUAUCCUACUAGUCUCCACUCCGCUCCGCUAAAUGGGAACGCACCCUAAAGAGCAAUUCGCAUUGAAGCAGUCUGUAUAAAUCAACUUUUGUUGGAGCUUCGAUACGCUUUGACUGUUCGACAAUGUCAAUCUACUUAUGGGAGUAUUCAACCAGAACAAAAAAUAUCGUUCUUACGUUUUAUAUGAAUGACUUUGUUAUUUUGACAGUUGAAAACCGGUGGCGACCUGUCAUCUGCAUAGAAAAAAUUCGAUACGUAUGCAACCGAGACUGUCAAGUGACGAGAUUAGUCAGAAUAAUUGCAGAAUUAAACAGCACGUGAAUAAAAAUUCACGUUCUAUGUUAAUGCUUCCUUAAUGACUGACUGUGGAUUACCCACCAACGAAGCUCGAUGUUUGUGUCCUUUUUGCACGUCCGUUUUACGACUACGUGCGCGCUUAACCUCAUUAUUGUCCAUGCGUACCAACGACUUAUAAAUUUAUAUCCAACAAUAUUAUUAUUAGUACUUUAAGUGAGGUAAAUUCCUCAUCGAUUCCUAGUACUUAAGUGGUACUUUUAAGCUCUUAUAAAUAUUAAAUGUGCUAAAAUAUUAUAAUAAAACUAUUAGGCUAAAAGAAAAGUAUAAAACGAAUCAUUCCAAAUUAAAAUUAAAAAACUAUUAAAUAGGCAGUAACUAAGUAUUUGUAUCGUCCCAAUAUCGGUUUUGAUCUAUCUUAGUAAGUACAUACAUAAGUACGUACAUAAGUAAUUGAUAAAAUGUAAGCGCAAGUUUUCUCUACCUCAUUUUUGAGACCACCGUUGCAUUUAAAAACUAGCAAUUUUAAUGAUGAACUGAAAUAUCUUACAAUAAAGACAACAUAUACAAUAUGUUGGAAAAAUUGGUGCAAAUUUUGUAAUUUAUACAUUUCAUAGUCCACGCAUUAUAUACAAGGCGUAUUUUGGCAGCGGACAGUUUGGUAAAAACUUAAUUUCAAAUAGAGUAGUUUAGAUAAAUAAAAUAAAGCUACUUAACUAGCGUAAAUUUUUAGGGCCGUUUAUGAAUUAAUGAAUGAAUGAAUACACUUUUAUCGUACACCAAAAAAAAAGAAGUUACAGAGAUAUCUCUCUGUGUGUAUAGAGCAAGAGAGUAAUUUGGUGGCCUUAUCGCUUAUAGUUUAUAUAAAAUGUUUAAAACUUUUUCUUAUAAAAAUAUUUCUUAAGAAGAGUAAUCAAAAUGGUAAAGAAAUAGCCUCAGAAAUAAAAAUGAAAACCAUGAUUUACUACAUUCAAAUAAAAAUGAAUACCAUGACUUACUACGUUUAUCUGUCUAAAGAAUCCCUUAAGGAAAAUAAAAAUUAUUAUUAUACUUAUUGCAGUUUACUUGAACCAUAUUGCUGUAUCUGUUAUUUAUAUGUGUUUUCACCUGACUGAGCCGGUGCCAAAAUAUCCUGUAUGUCUGAUAUAUUAUGCGUAAUUAUUGUUAUCAUGUAAUAUAGCAUCGAACAAAUCAUUUCCAAUUAUUUUUAUCUAAGUAUAAUUAUGGAGAUAUUUAUCUUUUUUAAAGUUUCAUAACGAAGUAGGUUUGUCUAGUGCGUGUCGUACGUAAAUUUGUAUCCAUUGUUUAUGUAACUAAAUGUUGAAAAUCGUACAUAGAUUGUAAGCCCAUUUUAGGAGCAUUUUAUACAUAAAAUUCAGUAUAAUCCCCACUGAUAUGCACGGCCUUUUUCUACGUUAGUUAAUGGGAUCGACCACUUAACAUGCUCUUCAAGGCCCCAUGCCUUGAAGAGCACGUAAAGUGGUCGUGUACGUCUUACCUCCGGUAGAUAUCAUACUGAUGAGAGAUUGCAAAAAAACCCAAUAUCUAAACAAUUUUCGCCAGACUCGGCGAUCGAACAUAUAUCUGCCAUCACAUAAGCUAACCAUUAGAAAAAAAGGCCGUUCUAGUACACACAAUUUACAAAAAAACGCUAGCAUGGUUUCCAGCAGCGAAACUUAUCCUAAACCUUUCCUGUGUAUUAUAAUGAUUUUUGUUUUUUUGUUGUAAUUUGUUACUACCAAUGCAAAAGGAUUAGUAAAAUAUUGUAUUUACUUAAUAUUUAUUUAUUUUUGUAAUAAAAAUUGUCAAUUUGUCAUUUGAUCUUUGGCUAUAUUUACGUAAUAGUAGACGUACUUUUG
This is a messenger RNA of Pararge aegeria (speckled wood butterfly), 3713 nucleotides long. Its product is annotated as methyltransferase-like protein 9. NCBI's taxonomy places the organism in Eukaryota, Metazoa, Arthropoda, Insecta, Lepidoptera, Nymphalidae. Gene Ontology annotation, molecular function: protein-L-histidine N-pros-methyltransferase activity. The record is from RefSeq and is a predicted model, not a curated record. The transcript has 5 exons. The coding region runs from base 188 to 1300 and encodes 370 amino acids.